Messenger RNA from Ochotona curzoniae (black-lipped pika), 602 nucleotides. It is a transcript of the gene SST, whose product is annotated as somatostatin. Gene Ontology annotation, molecular function: hormone activity. The coding region runs from base 106 to 456 and encodes 116 amino acids. The record is from RefSeq and is a predicted model, not a curated record. NCBI's taxonomy places the organism in Eukaryota, Metazoa, Chordata, Mammalia, Lagomorpha, Ochotonidae. Gene Ontology annotation, cellular component: extracellular region. The transcript is spliced from 2 exons. Gene Ontology annotation, biological process: regulation of cell migration.
AAGCCGCUGUAGGAGUCGCGUGGUUCAGAGCCGUCGCUGCUGCCUGGGGAUCGCGCCCAGAGUUUGACGAGCCACUCCCUAGCUCCGCUUCCCGGCGCUGCCGCGAUGCUGUCCUGUCGCCUGCAGUGCGCGCUGGCCGUGCUCUCCAUCGUCCUGGCCCUGGGCGGUGUCACCGGAGCGCCUUCGGACCCCAGGCUCCGUCAAUUUCUGCAGAAGUCCCUGGCUGCUGCUGCGGGCAAGCAGGAACUGGCCAAGUACUUCUUGGCUGAGCUGUUGUCUGAACCCAACCAGACGGAGAAUGAUGCCCUGGAACCUGAAGAUCUGUCCCAGGCUGCUGAGCAGGACGACAUGAGGCUGGAGCUGCAGAGAUCUGCCAACUCCAACCCGGCGAUGGCCCCUCGAGAGCGCAAGGCUGGCUGCAAGAACUUCUUCUGGAAGACUUUCACAUCCUGUUAGCUUUAUUCAUUAAUGUUGUCUAACCAGACCUUUGAUCCCUCUCCUCCAAACCCCAUGUCCCUUCCUAAUCCCGAGAACCCCUAGAAAAAUCCUUGCAUUAGAAAUUGAAGACUGUAAAUAUAAAAUAAAAUUAUGGUGAAAUUAUG